AUGAUCGCUCGGUCACAAGAAGAGAUUGCUCAAGAAGCAAUAAAGCACGCGUUGAAAGCUUUGAACAAGCGGCAUCUACUGGAAGAAGGAGCUCAUGCUCCUGCCUGUAUUGCUCUUUCCAGGCCCAUUAUUUCUCAGGGAUCAGAGUGGAAAGAAAAGGCAGAAAAUUUAGAAGAAGAACUUCAGCAAUGUUACAAAGCUCAAUCUCGGUUAUCCAACCAACUUGUAGUGGAGGUAGCCGAAUCGAGAGCAGCCAAGACUUCUCUGCAGGAGAAGGAAGCAGCUAUCACUGAUUUGCAAAAUGAGGUUACUCAAAUAAGGGAUGAGUGCAGUCAGUUGAAGGAGGACUUAGAGGAAAAGAUUAAAGCUUUAGAAUUGGUAAUGAGUGAGAACAAAGCACUUAGAACACAAUUGGAAGAGAUGACUCUUAAAGCUAAGAAUGCUGAGGCUGAAAAUAAGAUGUUGGUUGAUCGAUGGAUGCUACAGAAGAUGCAGGAUGCUGAACGCCUAAAUGAGGCUAAUGCACUUUAUGAAGAAAUGAUUGAUCGGCUCAAGGCAAGUGGUUUAGAGAGCCUUGCUCGGCAACAAGUGGAUGGAGUUGUCAGGCGAAAUGAAGACGGUGCUGAGUACUUUGUUGAAUCAACUAUCCCCUCUACAUGCAAGCAAAAGAUCACUGCUCAUGAGGGUGGCUGUGCUUCUAUAUUGUUUGAGUACAAUUCUGGAAAAUUGAUUAGUGGGGGACAAGACCGGUCAAUCAAGACAUGGGAUACAAAUACAGGAUCAUUAAGUCGCACUCUUUAUGGUUGUCUUGGCUCUGUUCUUGAUCUUUCCAUUACCCAUGACAAUAGAUCUAUCAUUGCAGCUAGCAGCUCAAACAACUUGUAUGUAUGGGAUGCUACAACAGGGCGUGUACGUCACACUCUCACAGGUCACACUGAUAAAGUUUGUGCCGUUGAUGUCAGCAAAAUUUCAAGUCGUCAUGUUGUCAGUGCUGCUUAUGAUCGUACUAUAAAAGUGUGGGAUCUGCAAAAGGGUUUCUGCACCAACACAAUCAUUUUCCACAGCAAUUGCAAUUCUCUUUGUUUCAGCAUGGAUGGACAGACUAUUUGUUCAGGCCAUGUUGAUGGGAAUCUUCGUUUGUGGGAUAUUCAGACAGGAAAGCUACUUAGUGAAGUUGCUGCACAUUCACUUGCUGUUACAUCAAUAUCUCUGUCUCGAAAUGGAAGUGUCGUACUGACAAGUGGGAGAGACAACUUGCACAACUUAUUUGAUAUGCGAUCUUUGGAAGUUUGUGGCACAUUAAGAGCAACUGGAAACAGGGUGGCUUCUAAUUGGAGUCGCUCCUGUAUCAGUCCUGAUGACAACUAUGUUGCUGCUGGUUCAGCUGAUGGAUCUGUACAUAUUUGGUCAAUAUCUAAAGGGGAUAUUGUGAGCACUCUGAAGGAACACACUGCUCCUGUCCUUUGUUGUUCAUGGAGUGGUCUAGGCAAACCACUAGCCUCUGCUGACAAGAAUGGAAUCAUCUAUACCUGGACAUGA
Messenger RNA from Dovyalis caffra, 1539 nucleotides. NCBI's taxonomy places the organism in Eukaryota, Viridiplantae, Streptophyta, Magnoliopsida, Malpighiales, Salicaceae. The record is from the annotation of a GenBank genome assembly.